CCAUAACAGCAGGUGGCAGUAUGGGUUAGAAGUAGCAGUGCUACACACAGCAGAACUAAAGGCGGAUUUUGUGUAACGUUAUCUGCUUUUUUAUAUAUGUAUUUUAUUACAUGACUGAAGAUACUUGCAAGGAAUAUGGCAGAUGACGUACUGUUUGAAUUCCUCCACAUGGAGAUUGUUGCUCACGUGUACAAGGAGCAGGCGACCCGGGAGGACAUUGAUAAGGAGAGAGUGACGUGUGUCUCUACACUAGAGCUGAUGGGCUUCAGAGUUGGACAAGGACUGAUUGAAAGAUUUACAAAAGACUGCCCCACAUUCAAAGAUGACUUGGACGUAAUGAAGUUCCUGUGUAAAGAUUUUUGGAGCACGAUCUUCAGAAAACAAAUCGACAACUUGAGGACCAACCAUCAGGGCACAUACGUCUUACAGGAUAAUAAAUUUGCACUCCUAACUCAGUUUUCCAGUGGAAAGCAAUAUCUUGAAGAAGCACCUAAAUACUUGGCCUUUUCCUGUGGGUUGAUUCGAGGAGCUCUAUCAAACCUGGGCUUGGAGAGCGUCGUCACUGCAGAGGUUUCUUUAAUGCCAUCAUGCAAAUUCCAAGUUGUAAUUCAGAAACUCUAGGAUGGACUAAAUGAGCUCUGAACAGCAAUAUUUCUUCAAUUAAAACAUUGUGAAUGUGAA
This is a messenger RNA of Carassius carassius (crucian carp), 681 nucleotides long. RefSeq names its product trafficking protein particle complex subunit 6b-like. Gene Ontology annotation, biological process: endoplasmic reticulum to Golgi vesicle-mediated transport; regulation of GTPase activity. The record is from RefSeq and is a predicted model, not a curated record. The coding region runs from base 136 to 621 and encodes 161 amino acids. Lineage: Eukaryota; Metazoa; Chordata; Actinopteri; Cypriniformes; Cyprinidae. The transcript has 7 exons. Gene Ontology annotation, cellular component: TRAPP complex; trans-Golgi network; cis-Golgi network.